This is a messenger RNA of Parastagonospora nodorum SN15, 746 nucleotides long. RefSeq lists its product as hypothetical. NCBI's taxonomy places the organism in Eukaryota, Fungi, Ascomycota, Dothideomycetes, Pleosporales, Phaeosphaeriaceae. Gene Ontology annotation, molecular function: oxidoreductase activity. The coding region runs from base 1 to 615 and encodes 204 amino acids. The record is from RefSeq and is a predicted model, not a curated record. The transcript is spliced from 2 exons.
AUGACGCACUUCAACAUCAAUGUUGUCAGCGACACAGUCUGCCAAUACAAGGAGAGACACCCGGGCUCGAACGAUACUUUUGCGAUCAACUGGUUUCCUUUCUACCUGGAUCCGACUGCUCCAAAGAGCAUCGACAAGCAGGAGCGCUAUGAAUCGAAAUUUGGCAAAGAGCGCACCGCUAUGAUGCAGCAACGUCUCUCACAGAUUGGCCACGCCGAAGGCAUCAACUUCAAAUAUGGCGGCAAAACUGGCAACACUCGCGACUCGCAUCGCUUGAUCCAGCUCGGAAAGACGAAGAGCCCACAGCUUCAGACCCGUGUGAUCGAAGAGCUUUUCGCUGCGUACUUUGAGAAUGAGAAGGACAUCACCAGGCAAGACAUCUUGAUCGAAGCUGGUGUCAAGGCCGGACUGGAAGAGAAGGAAAUUAAGGAGUGGCUCGAGAGUGGUAAGGGAGGACCGGAAGUUGACAAGGAGGUGCAAGACGCCGUCGAGCAAAACAUCAGCGGUGUGCCCAACUUCACCAUCAACGACCAGUUCGAAGUAGGUGGCGCGCAAGAUGCCUCUGCAUUUGUCCAACUCUUUGAGCGCUUCAAGAAACAGGAAGGUAGCUUGUAAAAAACAGGAAACAAGCAAGACCAAUAAAGGCAUGGGUUCAGAGUUCAAAACUCGACUUUCACUCCACACACCCACUCGAUCUCCAUGAAACUGAACAUUGCUGUUUGUAUUCUCAACGCAAUCUUUCUCUG